This is a messenger RNA of Panicum hallii, 1161 nucleotides long. RefSeq names its product protein STRICTOSIDINE SYNTHASE-LIKE 10-like. The transcript is spliced from 3 exons. Gene Ontology annotation, molecular function: strictosidine synthase activity. NCBI's taxonomy places the organism in Eukaryota, Viridiplantae, Streptophyta, Magnoliopsida, Poales, Poaceae. Bases 49 to 1125 code for a protein of 358 amino acids. The record is from RefSeq and is a predicted model, not a curated record. Gene Ontology annotation, biological process: biosynthetic process.
CAGACAAAAAGGCACACCACCAACAGCUAGCGAGCUUCUCCCAAGACCAUGGAGGCCGCCAAGUGUUGCCCCGCCACCUUGCUGCUGCCGCUGCUGCUGCUUCUCGUGCACUCGCCGGCGACGAUGGUGACCUGUCGCGCGGAGAUGGAGUCCGUGUACGUCGGGCAGCGGGUCCUGCCCGUGCGCCUCGGGCGGCCGGCGUUCGGCCCGGAGAGUCUCGCCUUCGACCACCGCGGCGACGGGCCCUACACCGGCGUCUCCAACGGGCGCGUCCUCCGGUGGCGCGGCCCGCUGCGCGGGUGGACCGAGUUCGCCCACAACCACAAGCACGAGACGGUGGCGGCGUGCGCGGCGAAGAAGAGGGCGGUGGCGCCGGAGAGCGCGUGCGGGCGGCCGCUGGGCCUGCAGUUCCACCGCGCGUCCGGCGACCUCUACUUCGCGGACGCGUACCUGGGGCUGAUGCGCGUGGGGCGGGGCGGCGGGCGGGCGGAGGCGGUGGCCACGGAGGCCGGCGGCGCGGCGCUCAACUUCGCCAACGGCGUCGACGUCGACCAGGAGACCGGACACGUCUACUUCACGGACAGCAGCGCCACGUUCCACCGGAGCGACUACAUCAUGAUCAUCCUGACCGGCGACGCGACGGGGCGGCUGCUGCGGUACGACCCGGCGACGGGCGGCGUCGCCGUGCUGGCGACGGGCCUGGCCUUCCCCAACGGCGUGGCGCUGAGCGCGGACGGCACGCACCUCGUCGUGGCCGAGACCGCGCGCUGCCGCCUGCUCCGCCACUGGCUGCGCGGACCCCGCGCCGGCGCCACCGAGCCCUUCGCCGACCUGCCGGGCUACCCGGACAACGUGCGCCUCGCCGCCGGGGACGGUGGGGACGACACCUCUGCCUACUACUGGGUGGCGCUGAACCGGGACAAGGCGUGGAUGGAGGAGGGCACGACGCCGCGCUCCGUGGCCGCCGUCAGGGUCCGCGCGGCGGACGGCGCCGUGGACCGGGCGCUGCGCGGGCUCGGCAACGCCACCGUCAGCGAGGUCGUCGAGCGGCCCGGCGGCGCGCUCUGGCUCGGGUCCGUCGACACACCCUACGUCGGCCUCUUCAGGACCGGCGGCGGCCUCUAGUAGUUCGCGCGGCCGUCGUUCGUUCGCUGGAAGAUU